CAUGGUAGGGCAGAAAUGCAGAUUGUGCAUUACACUCUACACGGAGACUUUGAACAAGAAGGGAACCCAUAUUUCUUCCUCACCUUUUUCUUCUAUCAUGGAUUUCGUGAUAAUAUCGUAUUUUUUAGCUCUACCUCUGCCUCAAGUCUUUCAAAUAAUAAACAGAUUCUGGAGCAAGAAGAACAUCAAAUGUCUGUUGCACAUCCAUGCCAAGAGAUGAACUUGACGAUUAUCCCAUUCUUCUUAGCGACUCAGUUCGCCAUACCGGAAAUAGAAAAAUGGAAAUACGGGCCGGAAAUAAAUUAUGAUUUAAACAUAUUGACAACCAAAACCAAUGAGGGGGAAAAUGAUCCAGUACAAAUGGAUAUAAAUGGUGGCGUAGGAUGUCGAGUGAAAAACGAGGAUACUCUUCUAUGUCGUAUUUCUAAAAUGAAUUAUCGUAUGAUUGAUAUGACUAACAAUCUCGACGAAACCGGCAUCAUUUUCGUCAAUCAGAAUUUUGAAUUAGGAUACAAUGAAAAUGGCAUGAAUAGAUGGAAUAUGAAAAAUCCGAUCGACAUAGAUAAUUUAAAAUUGAUACAAAAUUUUGCAGCUCAAAUGACCAUAGGUGUUAAUAUUCGUCAAUAUAUGGGGGUUUCAACUUCGUUCGUGAAAAAAGAAAAUUUUACUAUUGGCGAAUGCAAUACUGCUUUUAAUAUUUCUUGGCAAGAAGAUGAUCGUUCUUCCUUGGAAGAAGAACAAAAAGAAUCAUCGUCCGAAGAACAAGAUGAAGUCAAAUUAACGUUGAUCGGCGUGCCCAAAAAAUCUGGAAAUAUCAAUCUGAUUAUAGAAAAAUUCCGAAAUCCAAAAAGAUGCGUUAACGGUAAUUAUUAUUUAUCCUGGUUAACAAGAGGCAACCUGGAAAAAAAAGUGAUAUCCUCGUUCAGUAGGAUAACGGUUAAAGAAAAUGAAUCCUUCGAAAGUUUUACGGUAACAACGAUCAAGGCAAAAUUUCAAAAUUCUGCAAUAAUUCACGAAUUUUCCAAGGUCAAAUUGAAGAGUAUUACCGAAGCAACAGGUCCACUUCCCACGAUACCAAAUUCUGGAACAGAUGCCGAAAACAUGAUAUUUAAUCAUUUAACCGAUUAAAAAUGCAUUCUUUC
Molecule: messenger RNA, 1142 nt
Organism: Polistes dominula (European paper wasp)
Lineage: Eukaryota; Metazoa; Arthropoda; Insecta; Hymenoptera; Vespidae
Product: vitellogenin
Biological process (GO): lipid transport
Molecular function (GO): lipid carrier activity
Source: RefSeq, a predicted model, not a curated record